ACAGACUGACGUUUUGGAGUCAACAUCAUAUUUAAAGCUCGUGGAGCCGUGGGCAGACUGAAACCCUUCCGCUUUCUUUCUUUUUUUGAUAGGCGUAUACGCCGGAAACGGAAUUUUUAUUUGCGGUGCAUGUAAUCCGAAACGGCAGGCAGAUUGAAUCGGGAUGAAACAGCCAAACAUUCUAGUCACAGGCACUCCCGGCGUUGGCAAGACGCAUCUGAGCAAGCGAGUGGCCGAGCAGCUCGGAUUCAAGUGGCAAAACGUGUCGGAAAUAGCCAACCAAAAUGGGUUCGUCGAGGAGUACGACGAAGAAUUCGAGUGCCCGGUACUGGACGAGGACAAACUGUUGGACCAUUUGGAACCGAUCAUGCAGGAAGGUGGCAACGUAGUGGAAUACCACAGCUCGGAGUUCUUCCCGGAACGGUGGUUCCAGGCAGUCUAUGUGGUGCGCUGUUCGACCUCGCUGCUGUACGAGCGGCUGCAAGCCCGGGGUUACAACGACCGGAAGGUGAAAUCCAAUAUGGAAUGCGAGAUCUUCCAAAUACCCCUGGACGAAGCCAAAGAUUCCUACCGGAGUGAAAUCAUCGUCGAGCUGCAGAGUGACACCGAGUCCGAUCUGGACGGGAAUGUAAAGCUGAUUUGCGACUGGCUGGAGAAGUGGCGAAGUGCCAAUGAGGCCAAGAAGCAGUAAACGGAAACAUACCCGCUACAGCUCACAGAGUACGAUCACCACCGUUUUGCAUCCAAAAAAGAAAAACAAACGUUAAAAAAACGCCGUAAUAUUUAGUUAGGAAUUUUGUGUUCAGAAUAUUUUUGAGCAUUGUGCUAAAACACCCCGAACUGUAAGAUUGCUUUAAGCUACUCAAUAAGCGCGCGCUUAUAUGUAUUUAUGAACGGUUUUUGGCCUCAAAAUUGUUAAGCGACUAUUGAUUUUACUAUUUUUUAAGAAUAUUAAUGAAAAAUUAAUAAACUAUUAGGAUACAAUCUACACCCCAAA
This is a messenger RNA of Armigeres subalbatus, 997 nucleotides long. Its product is annotated as adenylate kinase isoenzyme 6 homolog. Gene Ontology annotation, cellular component: nucleus; cytoplasm. The record is from RefSeq and is a predicted model, not a curated record. The transcript is spliced from 2 exons. Bases 164 to 691 code for a protein of 175 amino acids. NCBI's taxonomy places the organism in Eukaryota, Metazoa, Arthropoda, Insecta, Diptera, Culicidae. Gene Ontology annotation, molecular function: AMP kinase activity; ATP binding; ATP hydrolysis activity.